Messenger RNA from Syngnathoides biaculeatus (alligator pipefish), 517 nucleotides. RefSeq names its product somatostatin-2-like. Gene Ontology annotation, cellular component: extracellular region. The transcript is spliced from 3 exons. NCBI's taxonomy places the organism in Eukaryota, Metazoa, Chordata, Actinopteri, Syngnathiformes, Syngnathidae. The record is from RefSeq and is a predicted model, not a curated record. Gene Ontology annotation, molecular function: hormone activity. Gene Ontology annotation, biological process: regulation of cell migration. Bases 56 to 406 code for a protein of 116 amino acids.
CGCUCGCGCCGGUACCGCGACCAGAACCGGAGCGCCAAGCACGACCCCGAGAACCAUGCGUGGACGCGAGCGUUCCUUGCUGCCGUCGGUCACGCGCUUGCUGCUGGUGUGCGGCCUGGCCCUUUCCUCUCUGGCUGACAGAGUGCAGGACCCGGACCGGGACGGGGAGAUGGAGCUUGAGCUGCCGCAACGACUGGCUCACGGAGAACGUGACCUGUUGCAGGACUGGACCGAGCGAGCGGCGGAGGAUCUCCUGGCGAGGUUGUCGGCGCCCGAGGCCGAAAUCCGACGGGCGUCGGCCAGGGUGGACUCGGCGCGCUCGGUGGACCCCCCCGACAACGGCCCCCCCCGCGAGCGCAAGGCCGGAUGCAAGAACUUCUACUGGAAAGGCUUCACUUCCUGUUAGGAGGCGUCCGCCCGUCGGCCUCAUGGCCUCUUCCCCUCUCGUUAAUUCUUGUCCAGUAAUUUAUUUGUGCCCGUGUGGCAUUAAAGAGAGAAUUUUGUCCGUCAAACAACA